Messenger RNA from Scomber scombrus (Atlantic mackerel), 1786 nucleotides. It is a transcript of the gene vps28, whose product is annotated as VPS28 subunit of ESCRT-I. Gene Ontology annotation, cellular component: ESCRT I complex. The record is from RefSeq and is a predicted model, not a curated record. Gene Ontology annotation, biological process: protein transport to vacuole involved in ubiquitin-dependent protein catabolic process via the multivesicular body sorting pathway. The transcript has 10 exons. Bases 70 to 741 code for a protein of 223 amino acids. NCBI's taxonomy places the organism in Eukaryota, Metazoa, Chordata, Actinopteri, Scombriformes, Scombridae. Gene Ontology annotation, molecular function: protein-containing complex binding.
CAGGAGGGUGUGUUUACACUGACGUCACAGCAGUUUACCGAAGAGGAGAUCACCUGAUACGCCAACAUCAUGUUCCAUGGGAUACCAGUUACAGGAGGUGUAGGAGGAGUUCCGGCCAAUAAACCUGAGUUAUAUGAGGAAGUGAAAUUGUACAAAAAUGCAAGAGAACGAGAGAAGUAUGAUAACAUGGCCGAGUUGUUUGCUGUCGUCAAGACCCUUCAGGCCCUGGAGAAAGCUUACAUCAAAGACUGUGUCACACCUAAUGAGUACACUGCUUCCUGUUCCAGACUGUUGGUUCAGUAUAAGGCUGCUUUCAAACAGGUGCAGGGCUCCGAUGUCGGCUCCAUCGAUGACUUCUGCAGGAAGUACAGACUUGACUGCCCUCUAGCCAUGGAAAGGAUUAAGGAGGAUCGGCCAAUCACCAUCAAGGAUGACAAGGGCAACUUGAACCGCUGCAUUGCAGAUAUAGUCUCUCUGUUUAUCACUGUGAUGGAUAAGCUGAGACUGGAGAUCAGAGCCAUGGAUGAGAUUCAACCGGACCUGAGGGAGCUGAUGGAAACCAUGAACAGAAUGAGCAACAUGCCUCCAGACUCAGAGGCUAAGGACAAAGUCAGCCUCUGGUUGACAACCCUCAGCAGCAUGUCGGCCUCAGAUGAGCUGGAUGAUAAUCAGGUGCGCCAGAUGCUGUUCGACCUGGAGUCAGCUUACAAUGCCUUCAACCGCUUUCUCCACUCCUCCUAAAGCAUCUGUCCGUAAUAGAUCCUGACUCUUUACCUGUUAAGUUAAAAAAAGGAAAAAGAAACACUCUACAUUCUCCUUAUGGUCAUUUGUAAGGAGAUGAAUUACAUUUGGACAUUUUUUCUGUCUCAUAACCCUGCUAUUCCUUCUCUUCACAUUUGUUUACUAUGCUCUCGUUGAUGUUCUGUACUAUUCAAACUCCCCCGCCUUGUAUACUCCACUGUUUCUGGUACAUCAUGCUGCCUGCAUUAUUGCCCACUGGGUUCCUCUGUGCUGUAAUUGGCCUGUUUUCUAGCUUGUGUGUUAAAUCCUUCAAUAUUGGCUGUUCAGUCUACCCUUGAUAAAACUGUUUACUUCUAGCUUUUUACUGUAAUAUCAAAAAAAGGUCUAAUUUUAUACUUGAGUUUUGCAGAGCACUAACAGAGCCGCACAAUACAAUUGUACUGGACAAAGUCUGCAUAUGAAGAAAAGGUUGUAACAGCCAAAGCCUUUAUAUUACUGGAAAGAGGAAUUUAUAUAUUUUUCUUUUUGGUAUCCUACUUGUUUCCUCUACUUGCCACUUGAGGUCAGGUUUGCAUUUUUCGUUCUGUGUACCAUGUUUUUUUUUUCUAUCACACAAGUUUUUAAUGUAGACCUGCAAUAGUACUUUUUUCUGUUCAGUAGAGCAAAAGUGGCUGAUACACGCUAAAUCAAUAAUAUCAAAAAUAAUAUGCAGCUGAAAUAAUGAUUUGGACCAUAAUCAUUAUAUUGAAAUUAAAGUGGAAAGAAAGGUUUGUGUUCUUUAUUUCUUAUUCUGUACAUUUUCUCACCCUGACUUCUGUUAACAUGCUUAAUCCAUUUUUUCUUUAGAAGUGAGGGUUUGGCCAGAUUAAGUACGCAAAAGAGAGGUGGACACAUGCCCCUCCUCAUUUGCUUACUAAAUAUGUUUCAACCCUCAAACACCAUUAGGGAGAACAUAUUUAUUCAGAUUUAUCACUGUAAAUAAUAGUUUUGAUUUUUAAAUAAAAAGCAUGUAACUCCUUUUUAGAAAUAAAGUUGAAAAAUGUAA